Bombyx mori (domestic silkworm) is the source of this 25089-nucleotide messenger RNA. RefSeq lists its product as uncharacterized. Gene Ontology annotation, biological process: proteolysis; DNA integration. The record is from RefSeq and is a predicted model, not a curated record. Bases 19687 to 22818 code for a protein of 1043 amino acids. The transcript is spliced from 5 exons. Gene Ontology annotation, molecular function: aspartic-type endopeptidase activity; nucleic acid binding. Lineage: Eukaryota; Metazoa; Arthropoda; Insecta; Lepidoptera; Bombycidae.
UUGUAUCCUAGGCAAAGGGUAACGAACGAUCUGGUACUGUAAUAGAGUUUAAACGUCUAUAAUCGCCACAAGGACGUAUUUCCCCAUUCUUUUUGGGUAAAACGUGUAGCGGACUAGACCACGGGCUCGCGACGGUCUGCAGAUCCAUAGCUCAUGCAUAGUACAAAAUUCAGAUUUUACCUGAUUAUACUUAUCCGGAGGUAAGCGUCUUGCACGUGCGUGUACAGGAGGACCGUUCGUUUCGAUGUAGUGAUACACAGAAUGUUUUUGAUACACAGCAGGUGUUUCUUUAUAACAAGCGAGCUUAGUUAUGUUGGGAUAUUUACUUAUUGCGUCCCAAUAAGGAUGGUUUUUAUCUGUACUACAUUAGGUUAACUUAUUACAUUUUACAACUGACGCCAUAAUAUCUAACGUAGUUAUUUUAUCUAUAACCAUAAUGACUAAGAAAAUCGGCACCUAAGAUUGGUUGCUUUACGUCGGCAACAAUGAAAGUCCAUUUAUAUUGCCUGCGCAAACGCAAGUCUAAAAUCAUAGAUUUUGUGCCAUAUGUUAUUAUCUUGGUACCAUUAGCCGCGUAAACUUUAUAAUCAGAACACUGAACACUGUUAAAACACUUUUUAGUAACUGGUAAAACGGAAAUGUUAGCUCCAGUGUCAACUAAAAAUCGAAAUCCGGUACACACAUCUGUAACGCAUAGGCGGCUUUGUGUCAGCAACAUCGCACAGGUACCCACGUGGUUUACCUGCACAGCGCCUAGUUUUUCUGCUCCUUCCGGGCACAUGGCUGUACAUUGGCUCGUUCCUUGAAGCGGUAGUGAUAAAAACAUAGCCUAUUCGGAUUCUUAGUUUUACCACCAGACUGGCUACUAGCACGAGAGCUGGAACGCGGCCCAAAUGCAAAAAGCAGUCUUGCUCGACAAUGCCCGUAUAGUUUGCCGGUUUCUCUCCCAAUAGUCCCUAACGCUCCGGCCGAUUGUUGCCCACCUCGCCGGAGUGUGUCCUGCCGUCUUCCCAGGCGAGGCAGUGUUUAAUACAUAUAAUAAUAAUUCAACAUAUAACGGGAGCAUGCCCUACACUGACACAAACAGACUACACAUAUAGACACAAUCAAAUAGUAAACAUCAUACAAUAAAAACUUGCAGUGAAACAUAAACUCAUACCGAAUAGCCAUAAAUAUACCUUACUACAAAUACAAUCCUAGCCCUAUUAUUGAGACCAACGCAUACAAAAUAUAUUAUGAUCGUGCUAUUCUAACUGACAGAACGAUACAUUAUAACCGACCAGAUAUAACCCUACAAGACAAAAUAAAUAAAACCACUUACCUCAUCGAUAUCGCAGUUCCCAACACCCAUAACCUGCAAAAAACAAUAACAGAAAAAAAUCACAAAUAUAUAGACUUGAAGGAAGUUACUAGAAUAUGGAAACAGGAAAAAGUUUACAUAGUCCCAAUAGUCAUUUCCACCACAGGCGUUGUCCCUAAGCACCUCCACCACAGACUGGAGUUAAUUGAUCUGAAACCCGACACUUUCAUGCAACUACAAAAAGCUGCUAUAUUAAAUACAUGUAGAACUGUUCGUAAGUUUUUAGAAAUAGAAGACAACUCAACCAACGGACAUUAAAACUAUUUAUUCCUUAUUAUUUACUUGGCUAAGGCCCGUAAAUAAUAAGUACGUACCAGCGUCUGCUGAGAAAAAAAAGAAGUAAAAAACAUAAUAAUAAUAAUAAUAAUUUAUUUAUUUUCUCUCUUAAAGGUAUAGUACCAAUACAAAUGGAAUUUUUUUCGAUCGCGGGUAGUCGCGGUGUUAACACGCAAACGUAGUGUGCUCUCUGUGUUUAUUUAAUUUUUUUCAAAGUAUUGUGUAUUUUUACAUUUUAAAUGUGUAUAUAGUGCAUAAAUAACUCUCCUGCUCACUGAUUUUAUCACCUAUCCUGUUCCGGUUACCUGGCAUUGCUGCCAAGAUACAUCAUUCAUAUUCACAAUGGAUACACAACUUUCAAGUAACUUACAACAACUCGAAAAGUUAUUUGCCUCUCGAAUGGGGGCCUACGAGGAUAAGCAAGAUAAAGCCAAUGAAGAUGUUACCAUUGUUAAAUCAAGACCAUUUGGUCUGAAGACAUGCGAACAUACUGUUGUAGGUUGUCCGUCGUUUAAAAGCACUAAAUCAUUAUCGUCAAUGGAAUCCAUGAUUAAUCUGCCCCUAAUGUUAGUUCUGCUACAACCCCAAGAAGUAUAAAAAGCAUUAAAAUCGCCAGCAAUAAUUAAUGGUUUUGGAAUAUCACUCAACAGACUAUCAAAUUUCCUUUUUUCAAAAAUAGGUGUUCAAUAUUAUAUUUGUGAAUUUAUGUUUGUGUUGUCGUUUUUAUUUAAUGUCAUUACUUUUACUAGUGAUUCUAAUAUUAAAGAAAGAACUUGUUUGUUUGAAAUUAGAACAUUUAUGAAAUCCUGUGUAUUUUCUGUUUUAUUUAAAGAUGGAAAAUCUUUUUUUUUAAGAAUUUCAGAAUAUGGAGUACUGUAAAAUUUGUUUUUAUUCUCUUUAAUUUUGUUCUUUUUUUACUUGUCAUUGUCCUGAAAUGGACAGGUGAUUUAAAUUACAGUGAACACAGAUAGCUUUAUCAGUUGAUACAAAACACUCCUUGAAGGAGUGUCCUUCACCACAAAUUGAGCAACGCUGGGAAUUCUUACAGAACUUAGCGAGAUGACCAUACCUGAGACAGCGGAAGCACUGUUUUACUGGGGGAAUAAAUGGGUUGACAGGAAGUCUCCACAUUUUUAAGGAGACAUGUUCUGGUAAUGAAGUUGAGGAGGCAAAGGUAAUGGUAACAGUUGUUGUGGGCUGAAGGACAGCUGCACCAUUGACAAAAACCUUGCGCAUUAUACGUCUAACAGAAAUUACUUUAGCUGAAGAACUUGACAAAUCUUUGAAUAUUUUUUUGUUUGACAUAUCAGUAGGGACCGAGGUGAUUACACCAGUUAGUUCAGUUGAACCUGCUGGAAUUUGUGCUUUUAGACUUUGCUCCCGCAAAAAAGUCUGAUUGUCUAAGAAUACAUUCGCUAAAUUAGGUUUGUCAAAUAUGGCGGCGAUUUUUUUUUUUUUUUUUUAUAUUUUACUCCCUUGACGAAACGAGGAAAACACGAACUUAGGAACAUCAUGUCCCUAUCCCCUAUCGGUUUCUCCACUUUCGAACUUUCAAUAAAUACAGGGUAUUCAUUGCCCGCAAUUAGGUCUUCGGGAUAUCUGCGACAGUAGUCUGCGACCCUAUAAGCAGCUUACUUAUCAUCUUCUCUGCAAUCAUCAUAUUUGUCGGAAUAAUCUGAAUCUGUCGACACAGAUUCGGCGUGAGAACCCAUAAUUUCAGUACUUUUUACCUCAUCAGCUUUAUGUUUUGUGCGCUUUUUCGCGCCCAUUUUUUUAACAAAAAUUUACAAGUAACUUACCGAAUAUACAGCAAGUUAUAUGCGUACACUAUUUAUAAACAACUUACGGCUAUUAUUUAUAUACUAAUCAAGACAAAUUUACAAAUAUAAACCAUUUUUACAAUAAGAUAUUUUUUGUCGCAAAAACGUUCUGUAUCUUAAUUCAGGCCCGCGCCCCAAAAAAAAAACUUAUCCAUAGAUUCUUCGCUUUAGAUAUGGCCAUAGACUAUACACUUAAUAUUUGUGAUUUUUGGCAUUGACGUAUAACACGCUCAGCCUACGACAAGUACCCAUCGAUUAAUUUCUGAUAUUAUCUAGUAUAGUGUUGCUUAUUUUAAUAUGCUCUUUUACUAAACAAUUUUCAUAUUUAAGAACACAUUUGCAAGUCACUGUCUACACUGCGAGCUAUUCUUUUGUUAAUAUGUAAGUUAAUUCAUUGAUGUUAUUGUAUCUACACGUCUAAAUCUGUGUAAUACAUGUUAAAAAAUAUCUUCCAGGUUUAUUGAUUGAUCAGUUGAGCCGGGAGUUAAUUGCUAGUUUAUUGAUUAAGAGUAAUAUUGUGGUGUGGUCUGGUUAUGAUGGAUUAGCAGAGAGUAAAUAAUACGUCCAUUCAGUUUGAAGGUUCGGUUUAUUGUGUAAAGUAUGUAUUUACUUACAAGACAGUAAGACAGUAGUGCUAAAGAAGCACUUUAAAUAAGGCUGUAUACAUACUUGAAUGUUUACACACUACAUCAUCCCCGUUAUUUGAAAAAAAUAUAUAUAUGAUAAAAUGUUUUUUUUUUUAUGUAGUACUUCUAUUAUAUAAUUAUUAUUACACUUAAAAUUAAUAGGCAACUAUGGUUCCGAAUACAAUUUUGUCCUAUUCUUAUGAACUAUGACAUUUUUUCCAUUAAUAUUAAUUUUAACAUUGGGCGCAAGGUUUUCUAUCACAAUAUAUGGGCCAGUGUACAAAAUAUCCAAUUUAUUUCCUAUCUCAUUUUUCAACAAUAGUGUAUCACCUGAUUUGUAAACAAUGGCAUUACUUGACUUAUCAUAAUUUAAUUUUUCUACGUUCUUUACUUAUAAUUAAAUUAUUUCUUGCAUCUCUUUGAGCUUUUUGUAAUCUGUAUUUAAAUUCGAACAUAUAUUUAUCAAAACUAUACAGUGGUUCUACAAUAUUACAUAAAUUAUUAGAUAAUCUACAUAGUUGACCAAACACUAACUCAUAUGGUGUAUAUUUAGUCUCUGAAUGUACAGUAGUGUUAUAUGAAAAACACCAAUACUGUAACCAUGAACUCCAACUUGAAGGAUGAUUAUCUGUUUGGAUUCGUAAAUAGGCUCCUAACACUUUAUGUGUAUUUUCUAAUGAUCCAAUACUUUGAUGAUGGUAAGCACUCGCAAUUGUUUGUUUUAUAUUUAAAAUUUUGCAUAAGUCUGACAUAAUUUACCUUAGAAACAAACUCUGUACCUCUAUCACUUGCAAUUUCUUUUGGAAUUCCGUAUCGUAAAAUAAAGUUUUCCACAAAUGUUUUAGCAACUUCUGUUGUUGUUUUAGUUUUUAAAGGGUAUGCUUCAACAUAUUUACUGAGUUCGCACUGUAAUGUUAAAAUAUAAUUGUAACCUAAAUCAUCUCUAUGUAAUGGACCUACAAUAUCUAAGAAAAUUUUUCGCGCGAGGACUCGUUCCAAAGCGUCACUCCUCAGCUGUUUCUGCAUCCAGUUGAUGUGGCAUCGCUUGUACAGGCAAAAAAACCCGAUCAACACUGCCAGCAGCAUACAGGCGCAUAUUAUGGACAAAAGGAUAUUGUUCGUCUGAAGGUGUUCCGCCGUCGCUUGUGCGUGAUUGCUCCCGGCUGCAGACUGCGCAAUGACCACUUGUUCUUUACUUUGCUUUGUGCCCAUGAUCCGUUCUUGGUUGGUGUGCUAUGUAGCUAUAGAGUAGCUAUCCUGGCAUGGUCGCCAUGUGGUGUGGUCUGGUUAUGAUGGAUUAGCAGAGAGUAAAUAAUACGUCUAUUCAGUUUGAAGGUUCGGUUUAAUGUGUAAAAUAUGUAUUUAGUUACAAGACAGUAAGACAGUAGUGCUGAAGAAGCACUUUAAAUAAGGCUGUAUACAUACUUGAAUGUUCACACACUACAAUAUCGACUGUCCCUACGUAUAAUAUCGAAAUUGAAAAACGGUACUUUACAGGAGAGCACUUUGAAGUUAAUUUUGUGUACCAAAUUGUCAUUUAUUGGCCUAUCUGCAAAUAAUUUCAGAUAUAUGGGAAACUUUUACUGGCAAUUAAAUGUAUAUGUCAUUUUAUCCCAAAUUCUUCAUAGUUUUUGAGAAAUGUUAGUUUCGAUACUUUACUACGUUAAUCAAUUAGUGUGAACAAUCGAAACGGUCCGUUUCGAUUAUUUACUUCGGAACUAUUUUAUCAAAAUUAUUGAAUGUGACUCUUUCGAUAUUUUACGUUGUACAUUUAAAUUAAGAAAUUAUCGGAGGUAUCACUUUCGAUACAGUACGUCAAAGUAUUUUAUACGUUUCGAUACUUGGCAUGUAAAACGAUUUUAAUUAAAACAAAGACAAAUUUAGUUUACUAAGGUUUUCAUUGAUUUCAUUUUAAUUUAUAAAAUGAAAUCAAUAAAAUUCAUAACUAUUAUUAUUAGAUUUACGUUUAAUAUAAUGAUAUCAAAUGAAAUACACUUUUAUUCUUCAGUUAGUUAAAAAUAAAAUAUAGAAAUAACAAACUUCUUUGAAUAAAAUAUGAACAUACUUAAUUCUACAAAAUAAAAACUAAACAAAAUAAAAGCUUAAAUUAACUUAAAAUUCAAUAACAUUCGCAUUUCUUAGAGUAUAAUACUAAUAAUGAUUUAGUAUUCUUAUUAAAAUAAACAUUUCUUAUAAUUUCUUCAAUAAAUAAUCAUAAAAAUUUUAAAUACUGAACAAAGGGAAGUUUUAAAAAUUAAACUAAAGCAGGUAACAUAACAGAUUCAGGUAAGUACAGACUGUAGGAUAACUGUACUGUAAUAUUGUAUUUAGUCUGAAUCGUCAGUCUUCUUCAAAUGUGUUCCUGCUAUAUUUCAAAUUCUUAUAAUAACUAUAAUAUUCUUUGGGUAUGGACUCCAGUGUUACUUAAAUGAAUUAAAUCCUAAUAUGUAUUUGGCUUCAGGUAAUGGUAAUGUUUGACUAUACAAUUUAUUUAAUUCGAUAUUAAUUACUUGCCUUCUUCCAUGACUUCUUGUUUCUAUUUUGGUAUUUAAGCAUGAAGGAUUCUCUUUAAGGUUGUAUUUAAAAUAUAAACAAUUUGGAUCAUCUUUACGCACACUAAUUUCUUUAAUAAAAAUAAAUUCCACUUCAUAUUUUCGUUUCUAAUAUAUUUUUUCCACUUGCGAUCAUCCAAUAUAGCUUUAAAAUUAAAAAGGUCAUCUUGAGUCAUUUCCACUACAUUAUAUGGGGUUUUAUUAGUUUUAGACUAACGCAAACCAUUGAUCUGGGGCGUAUGUGUAUCAGUUCAUUUAGACUCUUGCUCUUUAUGAACGUGUACGCUAUCUCCUUCGUUCUGCGUGUGCCCUUGCUCUAAAAAGCGAUGAGUAAUAUCGAUUUUAUAUUCUUUUGCCAGAUAUAUAUAUAAAGAGUAUAUUAUUCGGUUACGGUUUUGGCCCGCGCAAUUAUCGGAUCAAAAGAGAAAUUCCUAGGCACCUUACUUUACUUUUCUGUUAACAAAAUGAAGUAAGUAACUGCUUACUUCAGUUGCUCGCUCCCCUUUUGCCUGUGCACUCUGUCUACAUAUAGCACGUCUCUUCCUUCUUUCCAGUAUCAAAUAAAGUAAAAUUGUACACACAGAGUUUCCGUAAAAUAAUCCCACGUCACCAUCAGGACAAUUCAGAAUUUUCUGGAAAUCCUAUGUGGCAGAACUGUUUCAAACCACUUUUGAGCAAUCACUUUAUCAUUAUUUUUAAAUUCUCUAGCAACAUUAUGUUUGUCAUAGGCGCUAAUUUGCUCUUCAGUUGAAGAGUUUUCGUUAGGAAAACUGUGGCAUUGGUCACACAUAUCCUAUUCAUAUUUUCAUUAAUUAUGUCUGUAUACUGGCGUAAAGUUUGCGCUUUGUUAUUAUAAAGAUGAAGAUUGUCCCACCCAUUAUUUAAGUUUUAUUAUUCUCAUUGAUAAGUUCUUAUCUAAAUAAAGCUUACUACUAUGUUUUCGGGCGUAAUGGGAUUCAACUGGUUGAAAACUGGCUACAUGAUCAGAUACACUUUGAAUAAUAUUAGAAUCUAUCUUAACUAUAUGGUUGCUUUCAUCUGUUAUCUGGUAAAGCGAUAUCUUCCUGAUUUAGUUUUUGAUGAGCAGUACAGACGAAUUGAUCCGUAAUCGACAAGAUGUUCAAAAAAGUUUUAAGACAAACACGUCUAUAUUCGCAGGGAUAGUUUUGAUUUUCGACUGGAUCUGGUAAGAAAUACUGAGUGGUAAACUGUCUUCUAGAUGUACUUUCAGUGGAAAAACGGUGCUUGUUUAACUUUUUGGUAAAUUUAUUAAUAAAAUUCAAUUUUUUAGCAUGGUCAGCCAAUUGCCAAAAACUUGUAUGAAUUUUCUGACGAGUUGUUUCAUUAAAAUGUUCACAGCAGUUUAAUUUACAAGUUGCUUUACAAAUCGGUCCCAUUCCUUUUUUGUUAUGUACCUUUUCAUUCCUGUAAAUAUAUUGUUGACCAGUAUUCACUACAAUUUUUCUUUUAACAUCUAUCCAGUGGUCUUUGCACCUUUUCCUUUCCUCCUUUUCUUUUUUUGCUUGGGUUAACUUUAAAAGUAGAUUUUUUUUUUAACUGUAGAUGACGAGUCACCUUCCAACAAGGUUAUAAGUGGAGACUCACAUUCAGUUCAGUUCGAUUCAGUUAUAGCGACGCGACACUAGGUACCACAUUAGGAGAAACUAUAAUAGUGUCCGUGUAUUAAAUAAGUUAAUAAAACAGGAAUUGAUUUGUAAAAAAUAUAGUUCUGUUGAUAUGUUAUAACAUAAAUUAAUAAAACAUACAAAUUGAUUUUAAGAAAAGUAAUAUUCUAUAUAUCGAAUAUAAAAAUAAAAAAAAUAUAAUUCCGAAUGAAAUCAUCGAAAGUGGUAUUUUCGAUAGGCUCUUUGACUAAUGUACCCGCGUAUAAUAAUGAAUGUACCAGAUUCGAUUACACAAGGAAAUUAAACAUCAGCGAAUAAUAUCGAAACUGUCACUUUCGACACUUCAAAAAAAAUGUUAAUCGACGUACAAAAUCGAAUUUGGGACUUUCGAUAGUAUACUUCGGGUGAAUGACAUUUCGUCGCUGCGCGUGCGAAACCGCGUAAGAGCAACUUGUAAAGACCGCGUAACAGCAAAACGCGCAAAAUUCAAAUAUCGUGCUGGUCGAUUCCAAACGCUUAUAGGCUUAUACUAGACCUCACCUGAUUUGAUUUAUCCAAUGAGAAAUGCCAAUUUUACGAUCGAAACAAUACCGCAGAACAGUAGGGGGCCUGAAGCUGGAAGCAAGUGCGCGUAUUUACUACGACCGUGAGAAAAAUGUAACGCAAUUUGUGUGUGCUCCCAAAAAUAAUUAUUUUGCCGUGGUUAACCACCAUGUAAGUUUGUUUUAAAUGUUUAUUGUUUUUCGUUUGUAUUGUGCUCAUGCUAGAAUAUUUAAAUUACUUAAAAUUCUUUAUUAAUUUAAUGGUUCUAACUAAUAUAAUCCCUAACAAGUAUUUACGCGGUCUUGACAUCGCCGGAUUUAAUUGUUUUGUUAAGUUACGCUGUAUCGCAAUCUACUAAAACUAUAUAUUUAUUUCGCUAUAGAAAAAUCCUUGCAUUUUCAAGUAAGUACCCAAAUGAUGGAGGACCAAGAUAACUUUAUUUUAGAAAAUGCAGAUAUUAGUGAAAACGUCGUAACUUUGCGAGAGCUAUCUGAAAGGCGAAAAAUAUUGUUACAAAAGAAAAGAGAAAUAUUAAAUAUGUUUAACUAUCAAAAUCAAGCAGUGAUACAACCAGUGUCUACAUCUUUGUCUGAGAAUCAAAAUUUAAAACCAGAGAUAUCUUUGUCUGAUAAGUUAUUAUCCGAGUUUACUACACUUACGACGAUCUUGGACCCUCCAGAAUCGAUGCGAAAUGAAGAUUAUAAUAUUCCUACACCGAUUGAAUCUAACGAUGUUGCAGAAAAUCACAAUAAUGACAUUGAUUUUCUGUCUGAUGAUCAUUCUUUUGUCAACUUAUCAGCCAUUACAAACUUAAAACCAAAAAAAAACCAUUAUCACCAGAAUGUAUAGAGUGGUUUCCCGAAAGGGAUAUAGAAGAAAAUAAAACAAAUAUAAAAAAACGCAAAGGAGAUAAAAAUAAUUGGAUGAGAAUGAAAAAUAAGAGACAGCGAAUGAUGGGAAAAGAGUACAUUGGAUUUAAAAAGGAGGGCACAAAAUUUGUUCAGAACGAUUCUAAGUCAGCAAGAAUAAUGAUCCCAAUAUGUUUGUCAAAAAAAUGCUUUAGUGGUAAAGCUAUGUAUUGUUCAAAGUUAACAGAAGACGCUCGAUCUGAAAUAUUUGAUGAGUACUGGAAGAUGACAUGGCAAGGAAAAAAAAGUGUAUAUAUCUUCAAUGGUGGAUAAAAAACCUACGUCUAGAAAAACCAAGAUCUCUAAUUCAAGACGAAGUGAUACUAAAAUGUACUAUCUAAAAGUUAAUGAUAAAAAAGUAAGAGUUUGCCUGAAGACGUUUUUGGAAACAUUGGGUAUUAAAGAAUGGACGGUCCGCUAUUGGCUUGGAGAUGGGACAAAUAAUAAGGAAAUUAAAACAGCAGAAUUCAUACAAAAAAUAUCCAAAAAAUAAUCAACUAAAAAAUAUUUAACUGUACUACCGAAACUACCAUCCCAUUACUGAAGACAAUCUACGUCAAAGUUGUAUUUAGAAACUAUCAUACGAUCAAAAUCACAAUUGUAUCGUCUUUAUGUCGACUACUCGGUUUCAAAAAAGAAAGUAUUUGAAAGCGUUUUGUUUGAGGAGAAUAUUGGACUGUUUCAACCAAAAAAGGAUGCUUGCGACCAGUGCUAUGCUCACCAAGUUGGUAAUUUAUCAGACGAACAGUAUGCUAAACAUAUCGAACGAAAGGACUUGGCUAGAGCAGAAAAACAUUCUGACAAAGAAUUAGCACGAAAAGGAAUCAUACAUGCAUUAACAGCAGACCUUCAGGCAGUCAAACUAUGUCCUUUUCUCAAUGCCAGUGCACUUUAUUUUAAAACUAAACUCGCCGUACAUAACUUUUCUGUGUACAAUCUUGGCAAUAAUAGAGUCACGUGUUACUGGUUCGAUGAGACAGCAUGCGACUUAAAAGCCACUACUUACGCGUCCUUUUUCGUUGACUACGCAACUAAAUUACUGGAUAAUGAUUGCAAGGAUGUUGUUAUAUUUACAGAUGGUUGUACAGCAUAAAACAUAAAUAAUGCUGUAUCAAAUGCAUUGUUGCACUUGGCUAUGGCUAGAAACGUAAUAAUAACUCAGAAGUACUUGGAGAAAGGUCACACGCAAAUGGAAGUUGAUUCAGUCCACUCGGUGAUUGAGAGAAAGUUGAAAAAUCGGGAGAUAUUUUUACCCUCAACAAACGCCACAAUGACAAAGGAGGCCAGAAAAGUACCAAGUCCUUCUGAAGUAAUUACACCUGAUUAUACGUUUUUUAAAGACUUUGGUCUUAAAGAUCACCUUAUUUAUAAAUCCAUAAAACCUGGCCGAGGACCGGGUGAUAAUUGUGUUAUUGAUAUAAAAGCACUGAAAUAUAAUCCAAAUGGCACCAUAGAAUAUAAACUCCACUUUUCAGAUGAUUUUGUCCCAUUGCCUAGAAGACCAAGGAAGAUCACGUCUUUGAUUAACAGUCCGCCUUCGCUUCAUAAAUCCAGACAACCAAUUACCAAGAUAAAGUAUGAUCACUUACAGGAGCUAAAGAAUAUCAUACCUAAAGACUGCCAUACUUUUUAUGAUAAUUUACCUUUCAAAUAAUUUUAAGUUACCAUUUUGACUGGGAAAUGCUGUGAUUAAUAGAUUUUAAUUAGAACUUAAGAGCAAGUACCAAACAGAUUGUGGUUGUUAUGAUUAUUAGGUUGUUUAUGAAAACUUUAAUUGAAUACAUUUAAGAUACCUACCUGACACACGAAUUUGUGAUGAAGGUUUUGUGAUUAUUAUGGAUUAAAUUAUUAUUAUUAGUAUUAAAGGGAUUAUUAAAGGGGCGCGCGGGGUAUAUGAGACUCAACAAUCUGCAUGGUGUUGUGAGCAGACCGCGGGCCCAAGGAUUUUAGGGCCCACCCACUAAACGACUCCCCUGCACUCUUACACCCGACGUCUGAUCCCCUCCGAGGUCAGACGGUGCCGCUGGUGUCCCGGAAUACCCCGCUGGACCAGAACCAGCCUGCCGGGUCGGUACGCGAUACACCGUCGACCGGUCGCUCUAUUCACUCCACGGCAGUGCUGGUAGCGCGCCGCGCGGCCUCACCUCCUCAGGUCGCCCCUUGACCUUUACCGGGGGGAGGCCGCUACAGGAAGUGGCCCUGCUGCACACCCGCCCCGAGCAAGUAUCGGCCGAGAAUGGCCAACUUCAGGCCAACUUUUUUUAUCAACUAUUAUAUAUUCUAUUGUUUAUUAACUUACCAAUUUGUUUGUAACAAAUUUUUAACUUUUUUUUUCUAAAACUUCUAAAAUUAACAAAAACAACCAUACAUAACAAAGUGUAGGGGAAUGAUACCCCGCCCCGUUUAGCUUACUAUGCAUUUAUAGUAAUGAGCACCAUACGUUAGUCAGUAAUAAACAUACAAUUAUAGUCAGUGUCUUAUUGACCACUCUGAUGAGGUUUCUGGAGGAGAGCGCACAAUAAACCCUCAACAUCAGCAAACCUUACAAAAGUAUAGAAAAAAAAAACAAUUUUUUACUGUACUUUUAAACUAUUAGAGAUACGAAAACAAACAUUCUAGUCGAUUUUAUAAAUGGUUAAAGGAUCUUUUAAACGAAUUAUUUAAAAAAAAAUUAGUUAUUACUAAUUUUUUAUUAUGCGCAUUUGUUUACAAAAACUUAUAUGUUUUUCGAACUUUCGUGACUCCUAACUUUUUAAAUAAUGCAGAUACGGUUACAGACCUUCAAGGCAAUUCUGUCAAGUAAUAAAAUAUAUAAACGUUGCAGUUAUUUAUUUAUAAGUCAUGUAAUUUUUUUAUUAAUUAAUGGCUUUUUUUCUUUUUUACGGUUUUGUUUAUUUUUAUUAUUUUAAUGGGUGAAUGAGCUCACAGUCCACCUGAUGUUAAGUGGUUACUGGAGCCCAUAGACAUCUAUAACGUAAAUGUGCCACCCACCUCGAGAUAUAAGUUCUAAGGUCUCAGUAUAGUUACAACGGCUAUCACACCCUUCAAAUCGAAACGCAUUACUGGUUCACGGCGGAAAUAGGCGGGGUGGUGGUACCUACCCGUGCGGACUCCCAAGAGGUCCUACCACCAGUGAUUACGCAAAUUAUAAUUUUGGGGGUUUGAUUUUUAUAACACGAUGUUAUUCCUUCACCGUGGAAGUCAAUCGUGAACAUUCGUUGAGUACGUAUUUCAUUAGAAAAAUUGGUGCCCGCCUGCGGGAUUCGAACACCGGUGCAUCGCUAAAUACGAAUGCACCAGACGUCUUAUCCUUUAGGCCACGACGACUUCACGGUUCUCUCGCUUCUCACAGUUUAUUAUUUUUCUUGUAAUAUUCAUCAUUUAUUUCGAGUUCUGUACUUAACAAUGAACAGCUGCUUCUUUUAGAGGCCAUUUUUUCUGUCCGACCUUUGAAUCUUGUCCCUUCUGUUACCUGCUUUCUUUGCUGGCGUGGCUUAUAGUCUAUACCUGCUUCAGUUGAAAACGUGGCUCAUAGUCGAUCUUACCGUUACCAAAAACAGUUCAGCGUAUAAUCCUCGUGGUGUAUUUUUUUUUUUUUUACUUAGUAUUGAUGUGAUUGCAUGAAGUUUUGUUGAAAUUAAUUUUUCAUUCCAUCAAAAAGACAUUGAAUCUUUAGUACAUCGAAGUAAAAUCGAUUUCUAUAAAAUAUUAUUAACUGAAGUGCUACGUGUUUAAUUUAUUCUGAAGGAUUGUUUGAUGUUUUUCUCUUAACAGUUUAAUAUUUUAUAACAAUGGACUUCUCAGUGAAAUGUUUUCUUUGUGAAAAAAAAAUUCAUUAGUUAUUCUCAGGAGUGGUGGACGUUAGUUAAAGAACGUGGAAUACGUACAAUAUGUGAAUAUAGUAAAAAAAUAGGGGACAAUAAAUAUAAACUAUUGGAAGGUCAGUCUGUCAGUCAGUAUGUUUAAAUAAACAUAAUGGAAAAUCGCGUGUCAUGUGCACAAUUAGACGAAUUACUAGAUUAUUUAAUUGCGCAUCCACAACUCGUUAAGGGCAUCCAAAGAAGCCAUUGCUCGGGAAUGAGAUAAUUUGGCUUUGAAAUUAAAUGCCCACGGAUUGGGUGCUACAAAAACUAGCCAACGAUGGAAGCGGGUGAGUUUUAAUAACACAAAUUGGUAGUAGACUUAGUUCAUUUUUAUUCACUUAAAUGCAUGAUUUUAUUUGAAUCUUUACAUUCGUAGUACUGGGCUGACCUUAAGCACAAGGUCAAAGCCAAAGCUGCAGAACGAAAAAGGAAUGCUUAUAGUACCGGUGGUGUACCUGCGAACCACGACGAGCUGAACGAACUCGAAAAAAAAGUUCUAGCUAUAAUAGGUGAAGGGGCUAUAUUUGGUGACACACAGCAUGGAUGCCUGCAAUAACUACCACUAUUGUUCCUAAGGAACCCCUAUCGUCGGGAUUGGUUGUCGCCUCCGAAGAUCAGGGUUAUGGCCCAGGAAACAGUUGUUCUAACAACAGAUUCACCACCUCCCGCCUCAACGCCAAAUCUAUCGCGUUUACUGAAUUCUCCAUCCCAGAAAGGACAAACACUUGUUUGUUAGUUAUUUUUAAACUUUCAUAAUUAUUGCGCUAGUUUAAUAUUUUUGCAAUUGCAUUUUGUAUCUGGAUUUGGAUCAUUAACCGUCCUACCGUCAACGAUUACGUAAAUAAUAUUCGCAGGUUUGAUUUUAAAUAAAAUAUCUUUUAUUAAGAUACAUCGCUUUUAAUACGCCGGGCGUCUUAUUCACGCCGCAUAGGCCACGACUCGAUUUCAAAUGAAAUGAAUUAGUUGUAUAGUUUUUCUAGUAAUAAUUUGUACAGCAGAUCCUGCUCAGGCUGAGAUGAGCCCGUCAACGCUUGAACAGCCAAUCAACGAUAUUAUAGUUAGCCCAGUUUCUCGUCGACUAGGAAUAGAAGUCACCCUAGAAGAAGCUUCAUUGCGAAUACCAGGACGAAAUUUAGACAACAAACAAGAGUAGACUCGUCCUGGGUUAUAGAGCUGGAGAAAAAGCGAGUGGAAGCUGAAGGGAAACUGGCUGACGCAGUUUUGAUUUUAGCAGAAGCUGCCCGUACGCAGGCAGAGGCUGCCCGCACGCAGGCAGAGGUUGCCCGUACGUAAGCCAACCCUCAACAACUUCAAGCUGAAGUAAAUGCAUCUCAGCAUAAAAUGUUGGAAAAAUUAAUUAGCACCGUUAUUAAAAAUAAAUAAAUUAAUAUUGUUUUAUGAUUGUAUAUUUUUAGCAAAUACCAAAAUGGUAUGUUACCUUAAUUACGAAAUAGAAAUUGUUAUUUAAAAAUAGUUCAAGAAUUUUAUAAUUAUGUUUUACUUUAGGCAGGCACCAUAGCAAAUUUUAGGAAACUAAUAAAUAUAAUCUACGGAAACAAUAGCAUUUCAAAAUAAGCAUUAUGCUUGACAUUAUACUAUUCAAUUCUUGCCAUAUUCUGCCAGUAGUCUACGAAGUAGCUAUCACCUACUUCUGCCAGAGUUAGUCAUGUGUUUCAUUGAAGUCAUAGGCACACAAUCGAUAUUAUAUAUAUCAAUAUUCAUCAUUUAUUUCGAGUUCUGUACUUAACAAUGAACAGCUGCUUCUUUUAGAGGCCAUUUUUUCUGUCCGACCUUUGAAUCUUGUCCCUUCUGUUACCUGCUUUCUUUGCUGGCGUGGCUUAUAGUCUAUACCUGCUUCAGUUGAAAACGUGGCUCAUAGUCGAUCUUACCGUUACCAAAAACAGUUCAGCGUAUAAUCCUCGUGGUGUAUUUUUUUUUUUUUUACUUAGUAUUGAUGUGAUUGCAUGAAGUUUUGUUGAAAUUAAUUUUUCAUUCCAUCAAAAAGACAUUGAAUCUUUAGUACAUCGAAGUAAAAUCGAUUUCUAUAAAAUAUUAUUAACUGAAGUGCUACGUGUUUAAUUUAUUCUGAAGGAUUGUUUGAUGUUUUUCUCUUAACAGUUUAAUAUUUUAUAACAAUGGACUUCUCAGUGAAAUGUUUUCUUUGUGAAAAAAAAAUUCAUUAGUUAUUCUCAGGAGUGGUGGACGUUAGUUAAAGAACGUGGAAUACGUACAAUAUGUGAAUAUAGUAAAAAAAUAGGGGACAAUAAAUAUAAACUAUUGGAAGGUCAGUCUGUCAGUCAGUAUGUUUAAAUAAACAUAAUGGAAAAUCGCGUGUCAUGUGCACAAUUAGACGAAUUACUAGAUUAUUUAAUUGCGCAUCCACAACUCGUUAAGGGCAUCCAAAGAAGCCAUUGCUCGGGAAUGAGAUAAUUUGGCUUUGAAAUUAAAUGCCCACGGAUUGGGUGCUACAAAAACUAGCCAACGAUGGAAGCGGGUGAGUUUUAAUAACACAAAUUGGUAGUAGACUUAGUUCAUUUUUAUUCACUUAAAUGCAUGAUUUUAUUUGAAUCUUUACAUUCGUAGUACUGGGCUGACCUUAAGCACAAGGUCAAAGCCAAAGCUGCAGAACGAAAAAGGAAUGCUUAUAGUACCGGUGGUGUACCUGCGAACCACGACGAGCUGAACGAACUCGAAAAAAAAGUUCUAGCUAUAAUAGGUGAAGGGGCUAUAUUUGGUGACACACAGCAUGGAUGCCUGCAAUAACUGUGAGUAAUAAUUAUGUAAUUCCAAACACUAAUAACGUUUUUAUUGUAAUUAAUGUUUAAUCAUAAUAGUUAUUUACGUCAUUUAAUUAUAAUUAGCGUGAAAGUUUAACUUUAAAAACAAAGGCGUAUGUCACUUUAUUUUAGACCACUAUUGUUCCUAAGGAACCCCUAUCGUCGGGAUUGGUUGUCGCCUCCGAAGAUCAGGGUAUAGCCCAGGAAACAGUUGUUCUAACAACAGGUAAAAUUAAUCCCAUUUGAUGAAUUAAUUAUUUUUGUAACUUAACAACUUUUUUUGUAACAUUAACAAUAAAUAAAUUUCAGAUUCACCACCUCCCGCCUCAACGCCAAAUCUAUCGCAUUUACUGAAUUCUCCAUCCCAGAAAGGACAAACACUUGUUUGUUAGUUAUUUUUAAACUUUCAUAAUUAUUGCGCUAGUUUAAUAUUUUUGCAAUUGCAUUUUGUAUCUGGAUUUGGAUCAUUAACCGUCCUACCGUCAACGAUUACGUAAAUAAUAUUCGCAGGAUUGAUUUUAAAUAAAAUAUCUUUUAUUAAGAUACAUCGCUUUUAAUACGCCGGGCGUCUUAUUCACGCCGCCAUAGGCCACGACUCGAUUUCAAAUGAAAUGAAUUAGUUGUAUAGUUUUUCUAGUAAUAAUUUGUACAGCAGAUCCUGCUCAGGCUGAGAUGAGCCCGUCAACGCUUGAACAGCCAAUCAACGAUAUUAUAGGUAAGAUGCUGGUAUACUUGAUAAAGUUGUGGUUAAUAGAUGCUUGACUUUGCCAAAGUAGGCUCCGAGUUUAAUUUUUUUAUUAUUAUUUGGAUGGAUGGACGAGCUCACAGCUCACCUGGUGUUAAGUGGUUACUGGAGCCCAGACAUCUACAACAUAAAUGCGCCAACCACCUUGAGAUACAAGUUCUAAGGUCUCAGUAUAGUUACAACGGCUGCCCCGCCCUUCAAACCGAAACGCAUUACUGCUUCACGGCAGAAAUAGGCAGGGUGGUGGUACCUUCCCGUGCGGACUCACAAGACGUCCUAACACCAGUAGCAGCUAAUUCUGGAAAUAUAGUACAUUCUUUCACAGUUUGAGGAAAAUAAAAAAGCUGACAAGCUAAAUAUUCGAAAAGACAUUGGCAAAAUAAAGUUUUAGGUCAGCUAUAUUAGCUUGUAGCUAUUACUCAAAACAUUAAAAUUAUAACACGACAUUCACUUUACUAUAUCAGUGUGACAUCAUGCAUUGGAAACAUACGACUCGGCGCGUAUCACGAACAUAGACCUAUAUAGUAGGGACACGACAUAUUGUUCUAUACGUACAAUUGCUUAUAUAAAUAGCACCCAUUUUGAAGGCACACACAUAAACAUAUAUCUAUCUCGUUCUUACUCAGCACUUUAACUCGCAAGAAAACAAUAUAACAGUAUUUCAGUGCGUACAUAAAAUGAAACAUGAAUAUACGUAAAUGUCUCCGUCUCCGUCUAAUGAGGCCGAAAAUCCGCCAUGUUUAGCGCGCCAAAUGUCAUUGUCACGUCAGUUCGGCCGUCUGUUUUGGGUUGUACAUUAUUUAUUGACUUUCAUAUCGAUUUAAUAUGAUUGCUUAUAUACAAUUUCUAGUUUUAUCAUGCUUAAAACGUACAUAAAUAAUAAUUAAAACAUAUUUUAUAGGAUCUCAAGAAGGUCGAUGCCCCAAAACUAUUAUCUAUAUAUAUUUAAAUUCAUUAUGGAGCCCUCAUCCGAAACAUGGAUUAUACACUUAAUAAUAUAUUUGAAUCCGAAAUAUCGGAUACCAUUUUUCGGUCGGAAUCUAUUUGUGGGCUUACUCCACAUAAGUAUUAAAUAUUAUUUUGGAUUUAUUAUAUACAAUAUAUAAACAUCAGAGAUAUAUAUAUAUAUAUAAUAUAUAUUAAUUUACUAUAUAUAAAUUACACAACACAUAAUAUAUACAACAAUAUAACAUAACAAUAACUAUAAUAUUAACAUGUACUGUAUACAUUCACACAACAAAAUACGUUUACAUUAUGUACGUUACGAUACGAAUCUGACGGACGACGCGACAACAUAAUGGAAACGGACAAUUCUACGUCAUACGAACGAGAUUGGUGUAAUGUGUGAGCCAGUGUGAGGGCAGUUAGUUAAAAUAUUGGAAGUGUUUACACAUCAUAUCGUUCGGACAAAAAGUAUUUAUUUUUCGAUAAUUUGUUUGUUGUUGUUUAACCUAUCUCUGUGAUUGUCACUCCUUCUUUCUCUUUGUUAACUUCUUGUGUGUAUGUGAUUAAAUAAACUGUUUGUGUUUGUGUACGGAGUGUACCUACAUUAUUUGAAACCACCUACCAAAUCACAACCACCGAAGGUAAUUGAGCAUAAAACGCAUUAAUACAACUAAAUUGGUGACCCCUUACGAGCACCAAAAAAAAAUAAUGAGCAAGUCAAGAGAUAGUGAAACUACCGACAGUGGUUCCACAAAAACGCAAUUAGAGACGAGAAACGUCACCACCCGUCGAACAAAGACGAAGCGCGUUUCCAUGGACCCGGAUCCACAGACGUCAUUUGACGUACGAAAAUUAAAUUUUAAAGUCCCAACAUUUUCACCGGACGAUCCUGAGAUUUGGUUCGCAUUACUUGAAGGACAGUUCGAAAACUUCGGUAUAACUGACGACCAUGCGAAGUUCAACCAAGUAAUUACGAACUUGGAUAUCGUGCACGCCAAGGCCGUCAAGGAUAUCAUCGUAAACCCUCCUGCAAGACACCGGUACGAUAAGGUGAAAUUCGAGCUCAUCAAGCGUCUCACCGCCUCGCAUGAGAACAAGGUCAGGCAGCUGCUGACACAUGAGGAACUGGGUGACAGGAAAGCAUCCCAAUUUCUCCGACACCUGCAAGAUUUAGCAGGACCGGAUGUUCCAGAGGAGUUCCUGAGGUCGAUUUGGAGCAACCGGUUACCGCCCAGCAUCCAGACAGUACUGGCAUCGCAGUCGUCUCAGAGGCUGGAGGAUUUAGCAGAACUGGCAGAUCGCAUACAGGAGAUAUCGUCCCCACCUCAGCUUGCAGCAACGUCGGCGCAGGUUGUAGAAACGGGCAGCACUGGACCUGGCAGUACCGUAUCGGGCGAAAUCGCUGAGCUCAGAAAAAUGGUCGAGCACCUCGCGCUUAAACUCGAUGAGCACACCCGACGGUCCCGGCACCCCCAUAGAACCAACCCGCCGCAGCGACGCCGGUCAAACUCACGCAGUUCAACUCGUUCAGCUUCAAUGUACCGCCGCUUCCCAAUUUGUUGGUACCACUCCAAGUUCGCGUCGAGGGCACACAAAUGCCAAAAGCCAUGUGACUACAAGUCGGGAAACGCAGCGGGCAAUCAGUGAUGGCGACGGAAGAUUGCCCCACCACCCCAGGUCGCCUUUUCGUCAAAGAUCGCGGAACGAAAAUGCAGUUUCUGGUCGACACGGGUAGCGACCUCUGUGUUUUCCCCCGAUCUCAACUACAAGAGCGUCGAGCAUCCACCUCUUACAAGCUGAUGGCGGCCAACGGAACUACAAUUAACACAUAUGGGUAUGUGCACCUGACGUUGGAUUUCGGACUCCGUCGUAGCUACCCAUGGCGUUUCGUGGUGGCUGAUGUCACCAAAUCUAUUAUAGGUGUUGAUUUUCUGGCGUAUUAUAACCUUAUUGUAGAUUGUAAAUGUAAAAAAUUAAUUGACAACACUACCACUCUCUCUGCUCCAGCUUCACUGGCUAGUAAAUGUAAUUCAAUUUUGUCUGUAAAAGUUCAUACUGGUGACACACAUUACCAUCAAUUACUUUCGCGAGAAUUUCCUGAAGUCACACGUCCGGCCGGUACGCAGCGUAGCAUUCCCCACAACACUCAACACCAUAUACGCACCACACCUGGUCCUCCCGUGUCGUGUGCGCCUAGACGUCUUGCUCCCGACAAGCUAAAGAUCGCGAAAGCCGAAUUUGAAGCGAUGCUAGCAAACGGCACCGCUAGGCCGUCGGAGAGCCCUUGGUCGUCCCCAUUACAUCUGGUCCCUAAGAAGGACAACGGGUGGCGUCCAUGUGGCGACUAUAGAAAACUCAACGCUCGCACAAUACCGGAUAUGUACCCCAUCAGACAUUUACAUGAUUUCACACAUAACAUUGCAGGUUGUCGCGUAUUCAGCACGAUCGAUUUGGUAAAAGCCUACAACCAAAUCCCCGUAUUUGAAGAGGAUGUACCGAAGACGGCUAUAACCACCCCGUUUGGAAUGUUUGAAUUCCCAUUCAUGAACUUUGGACAAAGAAAUGCGGGUCAAACAUUCCAACGCUUUGUCGAUGAGAUGAUGCGUGGCCUUGAUUUCGUCUAUUGUUUCAUCGAUGACUUUUUAAUUUUUAGCAGAGACGAGGCCCAGCAUGAACAUCACCUCCGACAAGUGUUCAGCAGGCUCAAAGACUAUGGAAUGGUCAUAAAUGCUUCCAAGUGUGUUUUCGGAGCUCCUGAAGUAACCUUCUUGGGUUACUGUGUAUCGGAGAGCGGCACCAAGCCCUUGGAAGACAAAGUACGUGCCAUACUUGACUUUCCCCCACCUCAGAACGUUAAGACACUGAGAAGGUUUCUCGGCAUGGCCAAUUUUUAUCGGCGUUUCUUGCCCAAGGCCGCCGAAAUCCAAGCCCCUCUUAACGCUCUUCUCACUGGGUCAGUAAAAGGGUCCACGCCCCUCAGUCUCAUCGGCGACGCUCUGAAGGCUUUCGAAGACACCAAGAAAAGCCUCUCCAAUGCAGCUCUUUUGGCUCACCCAAAAUGUGAUGCCAAGCUAGCGUUGGUAACAGACGCGUCAGACACGGCUAUCGGCGCUGUUCUUCAACAGCUAGAUGAUGAAGCGUGGCAGCCUCUUGCGUAUUUUUCACGGAAAUUGAGCCCAAGCCAAACCAAAUAUUCUCCUUACGACCGUGAACUUCUGGCGAUCUACGAAGCCAUCAAAUACUUUCGGCACAUGGUAGAAGCCAGACAUUUCACAAUCUACACGGACCAUAAGCCGAUCAGUUAUGCCUUCCACGAACGGAAGCAUGACUGCUCGCCCAGACAAUUCCGACAUUUGGACUACAUCUCCCAAUUCACCACCGAUAUCAGACAUAUUUCAGGCAGUAAUAACAUCGUUGCUGAUGCACUUUCACGAGUGGAUGAAUUGGAGUCUCCAAUUGAUCUGACGGACCUCAGUCUAGCACAGCAUAAUGAUUCAGAGCUCGCCGAACACCUUCAUAACUCAUCUUUGCGACUUCAGAAGAUGGACUUUCCAGGUAGUCAAAAACCAUUAUUCUGUGACGUUAGCACUUCGGUGCCUAGACCUUUCAUUACCGAACAGUUUCGCAGACAGGUAUACCAAAGUCUUCACUCACUCUGUCACCCCGGCCCUAACGCUACAGCCAAGUUAGUAGCUCAGCGUUUCGUGUGGCCCGGGAUGAGGAAGGAUUGCAGAGACUGGGCACGAUCUUGUUUGUCGUGUCAACGCGCAAAAGUAAGCCGUCACGUGCAUACACCGCUAGGUACUUACGACUUACCACGCGCACGCUUCACUAACAUCCACAUUGACUUAAUCGGUCCACUACCUGUCUCCCAGGGAUUUAGGUAUUGCCUGACGGCCAUUGACCGAUUUACACGGUGGCCCGAGGUCAUACCAAUAGUAGACAUCACUGCAGAAACGGUGGCUAAAGCACUAAUAUCCGGCUGGAUAUCCAGAUUCGGUGUACCGAUUGAUAUUGUUACAGACCGCGGACGACAGUUCGAGUCCGCACUGUUUCAAUAUUUGUCAAAAGUCUCGGGUUUCCAGCAUAAACGCACCACCGCCUAUCAUCCAGCGUGCAACGGACUCGUGGAACGCUUCCACAGACAGUUAAAAGCGUCCAUAACGUGCCACGCUGACUCCAACUGGUCCGAAGUACUGCCCUUGGUACUCCUCGGCAUUCGCAGUGCCUUCAAAGAGGAUUUACAAUCCUCCUCCGCCGAAUUACUGUAUGGUGAACCGCUCAGACUACCGGGAGAAUUUUUCGAUUCGAGCACACCUACAACAUCCGAUGUAACAGAUUUCACGGCGCGCCUACACAUGAUCGUCCAAAAGCUGAAACCAGUCCCAGCUUCACGUCAUGGCAAGCACACUGUCUUUAUUCAUAAAGAACUGGAGUCCACUCAGCAUGUCUUCCUCCGUGAAGACGCUGCACGACCUCCCUUCCACCCAGCAUACUCGGGACCGUACAGGGUGCUCACUAGAGGAGACAAAGCCUUUAAGAUAUUGGUUAAAGGGAAACCAGUAUCCGUUUCAGUAGAUCGCCUUAAACCCGCUUUCAUACUGGUAGACGAUAGGAGUACACAAGAGAAGAAUAUACCUCCCCCACUACCUGCUUCAAAAUCACCAAUUACCAAUCGUGAUCUGCCGUCUCCAAAAUCUAGCCCAUCUUUAACUCCUACAUCCAAAAUAACACGUUCGGGACGACGGGUACGAUUCCCAGAUUAUUAUCGCCCCUAACCGGGACGCUGGGGGGGAGUGAUGUGGGCUUACUCCACAUAAGUAUUAAAUAUUAUUUUGGAUUUAUUAUAUACAAUAUAUAAACAUCAGAGAUAUAUAUAUAUAUAAUAUAUAUUAAUUUACUAUAUAUAAAUUACACAACACAUAAUAUAUACAACAAUAUAACAUAACAAUAACUAUAAUAUUAACAUGUACUGUAUACAUUCACACAACAAAAUACGUUUACAUUAUGUACGUUACGAUACGAAUCUGACGGACGACGCGACGACAUAAUGGAAACGGACAAUUCUACGUCAUACGAACGAGAUUGGUGUAAUGUGUGAGCCAGUGUGAGGGCAGUUAGUUAAAAUAUUGGAAGUGUUUACACAUCAUAUCGUUCGGACAAAAAGUAUUUAUUUUUCGAUAAUUUGUUUGUUGUUGUUUAACCUAUCUCUGUGAUUGUCACUCCUUCUUUCUCUUUGUUAACUUCUUGUGUGUAUGUGAUUAAAUAAACUGUUUGUGUUUGUGUACGGAGUGUACCUACAUUAUUUGAAACCACCUACCAAAUCACAACCACCGAAGGUAAUUGAGCAUAAAACGCAUUAAUACAACUAAAUAUUCAUCAUGACACUAAUCAUAAAUACCUCUUUAAAAUAUUAUGUCAUCAAAACAUAUUUAGACAUUCUGUUUAGAUAUUUCGGGAAAAAGGCUAUCGACAAAAUCUCUUCGGAACUAUUUAAAUAAAAUAGUUUUAUUCCGCAGUGAGUAAAACACUAUUGUAAAUUCGUUAAAUAUUUAUUAAUUAAGUGAUUUUAGAGAGGAAGUCACAAGGAAUAACUUUGUAAUUUCAUUAACGAAUAAAUGUUCUGUAGGUGUUUUUUGUUAUCAGGCGGUCCCUUGAUAAGUUUAAAAUUUGAAUCACUCUCAAGUGAGAGUGAUUCAAAUGGUGCGGUGCACCUUCCUUGAGGUGCACUGCGGUAGUCUGUUACGGACUUUAGAGUCAGCAAAACAAUUAAAAUAGAUUGUAAUAGUCUAAGAAAAACACGUACUCAAAAUACGAUAACAUUCAGCAUGCUAGAAAUGGGCUGAUGGCACUGUACUAUGCCAUAUCUUUAUGUUUUGCGGCAAACGACAACUUUAUAAAAUCAGUGUAGCAAAUUUUAAAAAUCGUCAUAUCGUUUACUUGGAAAAUUUGAAGCACGAACUCGUCUUAGAUUUCACAUAAUAUCUAAAUCACAUCAUCUUUGCACAUAACAAUAUACUUAAUUCCUAUUAAAGUAUAAAUUCUACAAAUACAUUCAUACUCAACAAUAUUUAAAAUAAAAUAAGCCAAGAACGUUUAUCGAUAAAACCUACUAACAUUAAAAUCUUCUGGGCAGCACUAAAGCCGCCAUGUUUUGUGGCCAGAUGACGUCACAGUGGCACGAAUUUUUUGUUGACGUUUCAUUUCCAUAGGUUUCCUACUUCAGUGAUCACGAACGACGCGCGUGCGCAGAUCACUCAGCGCCCCGCGCCAGUCGGUUUGAGAUCCUCGGCCGCGAAGCCCGUGUCGCUUGCUUCCCGAACGCUUAUUGCUAUCUAUCGUUUAUCCGCUAACAACAGCUGUUAUUGUGAACAUUUUGUGUUACGGUUCUACUCGUUUCCACUCCUUCUCUUUUCUAUGGUUUUGUGUAUGUCUUCGUGUCGUCGACCUAUCUUAUGUGUUAAUUAAUAAACUUUUUUGUGCACCGGAUAUCAUUAUUACCUACGACACCUGGCAUUCCUAACGGACAACUGAUAUGUCUACCAUAAGCUUUAUAUUUUAUUUUAUUUUUAAACAAACAUAUCUAAUAUCUUUUAAGACUGUACAUAAAUAUUGUUUUUAUAGUUAGCCCAGUUUCUCGUCGACCAGGAAUAGAAGUCACCCUAGAAGAAGCUUCAUUGCGAAUACCAGGACGAAAUUUAGUAAGUUAUUUGUAUUCCAUAGCCAAGCCACUCUUUGCACUCACUCACUACAAUCAGAAUAAUAACCAAUCAUUAUUUUAUCUAUAGGACAACAAACAAGAGUAGACUCGUCCUGGGUUAUAGAGCUGGAGAAAAAGCGAGUGGAAGCUGAAGGGAAACUGGCUGACGCAGUUUUGAUUUUAGCAGAAGCUGCCCGUACGCAGGCAGAGGCUGCCCGCACGCAGGCAGAGGUUGCCCGUACGUAAGCCAACGCUCAACAACUUCAAGCUGAAGUAAAUGCAUCUCAGCAUAAAAUGUUGGAAAAAUUAAUUAGCACCGUUAUUAAAAAUAAAUAAAUUAAUAUUGUUU